Strongylocentrotus purpuratus (purple sea urchin) is the source of this 3434-nucleotide messenger RNA. Its product is annotated as solute carrier organic anion transporter family member 4A1. Gene Ontology annotation, biological process: transmembrane transport; sodium-independent organic anion transport. Bases 181 to 2403 code for a protein of 740 amino acids. The record is from RefSeq and is a predicted model, not a curated record. The transcript is spliced from 12 exons. Gene Ontology annotation, molecular function: protein binding. Gene Ontology annotation, cellular component: membrane. NCBI's taxonomy places the organism in Eukaryota, Metazoa, Echinodermata, Echinoidea, Camarodonta, Strongylocentrotidae.
GCGAAUUACUAUACGGUAGCACACGCGAUACACACAACAUGAAGUGAGAGUGUACGAGGGUUCCAGAGUGAGAUUGCAUUUGCUCGCACUCUCCUGGAAACUAUUGCACGGAAUAUACACGCUAGGAAUUCUAUUUCGGACAACAUACAGGCGGCCGUGGGGAAUUCUCGGCUCGCAAGAAUGGUAAGGGAUCCAUCCAGCAUCGACGUCAACACCGCGUCAUCGAAACCUACCGUCGGUGUCAUCCAGUUUGUCAACGGCGAAACGACGUCGACGACCGCCGUCAAGAUGGCCGCUAAAACACCGUCGAAGUCUGACGCAAUGGCUGCGGCUGAAGAGGAUGUGAUCGAGGAGUACCGCUGCGGGCUUUUCGGCUGGCGACCGGAGUGGCUGCAGUCAUUCAAUACGGCACCUUGGCUAUUGGUGACUUUGACCGCGGCUGUGGGAAUCGAGGCGAUGCUGGUAACCGGGUUCGUUACAAGUUCAUUGACCUCGAUCGAGCGUCGCUUCCAGCUUCGUAGUCGUGAUCUUGGCAUCAUCAUCAGCAGCUUCGACGUCACGAGCAUCAUCCUAGUACUCUUCGUCACUUUCGUCGGUGGUCGUGGCAACAAGCCCCGCUGGCUCGGCAUCGGUUCGAUCAUCAUUGGCAUUGGCGCCCUCAUCUACGCCCUCCCGCACGUCACCACGGGUAACUACCGCUACGCGACCUCAAGGGUCUCACCGACAUGCGGAGUGGACGCCGAAGCCGCGGCUGCUAUCGGAGGCGAUGUCACGAUAUCUUGUGAUGAUGUAAUGGAUGACAGACCGUCGAGCUUAGCUCAGUAUAUGUAUGUUUUCAUGGCUGGACAAACAUUGAUGGCCAUUGGAUCGCUGCCAUUGAAUACACUAGGAGUCUCUAUGUUGGAUGAUAGUGUGUCUUUGGAACAGACUGGAUUGUACAUGGGUAUAUUUUUGGCUGUGGCAUCUUUGGGACCUGCGGCUGGCUACAUGCUGAUGGGUGUCUUUCUCAAUUUAUUCACAAACUUUUCAAAUCCGUUCAGUACUGAUAUCAACACAUCCGACCCUGGCUGGGUAGGUGCGUGGUGGAUAGGGUUUGUCAUAGCAGCAGUUCCAGCUUUCCUCAUCGGGGUUCCACUUAGCUUCUUCCCGCGGGAAUUACCAGAUACUGCACGAAUAAGAGCCGGUAAAGAGAGCCAGGUUCACGCACGAGGAGGGGCACAUGAGACUGAACGACCAGGCUUUGGUUCAAGACCAACCGAUUUCAUCAUCUCACUCAAAUACCUUGCCAUCAACCCGACCGUCAUGUGUACCAUCUUAGGCAUCUGCGCAGAUACCAUGCUUGUUUCAGGUUGUGCAGCCUUCAUGCCGAAGUUUACACAGAAUCAGUUUCGACAGACGGCAAGUUCAGCAAAUUUUCUUAUCGGUAUCGCAAUGCUCCCGGGUCUCUCUGGUGGCGUCCUGCUUGGCGGUCUCCUCACAAAGAAGUUCAACCUUAAAGUCCGCGGCAUGCUGACCUUUGCUAUAUUCUCUGGGUUAGUCACCAUUGUGCUAUUAGGGACUUUGCUUCUGCGUUGCCCCCAGCUACCGGUCAUAGGCGUAACAGCCGCAUACGACGGACAGAAUCUUAUGGAGUAUCAUGAAGACAAGCGGCUUGAAGAUGAAUGUAACUUGGGUUGUCAUUGUAAAACCGAACAGUACAAUCCUGUAUGCGUCGAAGGGGGUAUUGCUGAGUAUUUCGACCCAUGCUAUGCUGGAUGUAAAACGGAUUUUGGGAACGGGACGUACGGUGAGUGCGAAUGCUUGCGUAAUUUCAUCUCUGCUAACCUGACUGCCUCGAUCCAAGUCCAACAUGGCCAGUGUGAAUCGGACUGUUUCCUCCUUCCUAUCUUCGUUGUUGGUGCUGCUUUCUUACUCUUCUUCCAUUUUCUACCGGUAGUGGCGCUCGUCAAUACUCUUCUCAGAUGUGUUCCAGAUUCCCAGAGGCCCAUGGCUCUUGGAGUCAACUCUAUUUUGAACAAAUUAUUAGGUGCUACACCAGGUCCCAUUCUGGUUGGUGUGAUGAUGGAUGGAGCUUGUCUUCAAUGGCAGCAGACCUGUAGCAGUGAAGGUAACACAGAGGGCGCCUGUUGGAUCUACAACGACGAGAACCUUUCAUGGCGGAUGUUCGGUCUCGGUCUCAUCAUGAAAGUAGCAGCAGUAUCGCUCUUUAGCCUCGCCCUCUACUUCUACCGCCCUGCCAUGGAUGAGGCCAAUGAAGCAGUUGCUGCUGCAUCAGGAAGCACAAUACAAGCUAGCCCCGCCCGGCCCUCCCCGGACCUGGCCUUGCAGCAAGAUGAAGUUGUUCCACUAGACGGAAUACGAUCGUACAAACAUGGUUUAGAGCAUGAGGAGGACUCUAGGUAGUAGUAAAUUAACACGUUUAUAUAACAAUGUAUUCUUGACCUAUUUCUGUUGGGCACAAAGAAAUGGAUUCUAGGAAUUAACACAUGUUACAACAGAAAUAUUUUCCUGAUUUGGGCUGGAACAUUUUGUAGCUGGUGUUCACAGACCAGUAGAGUAAUAUUUGUCCGUUGUGUUAAUUGUGGCUAACCAUUAGGCCAUCUCCCCAGUUUGCACUUCACGUUUAAAGCCGAAGCAAAUAAUUGAUUCUACUCUUCAGAAACAAACUUCUCAUAUGGAACCAUUUAGAAUUUUUGUCCCAAACUGGUGCUUUCUCAUAUAACGUUUCAUGUAUUUUAUUCAACAAGAAAAUCUGUGUUUUGUCUGGAUUAUAUUCAUUUCUACUCAUGCAUUAUAGGACUCAUGGUAAAUAUUGAAGUUUGCAGCUGAUGUUUUAUCACAAUUUAAGGUUGCUCAGUCAAUUGUCUGUAUGCAUCAAUUACCUUCCUACAACUGGUAAUUAUGCUUGAUGAGCACAGGAAAAGACAUAGUCUCAUAGACUACUCUUCUGACAUUGGACUGCGUCAGCGACUGGUACUAGUACGCGCCAUGUAAGAGUAACAAACAGCGAAUGUAAAAUGAAAACUGAAAACAUUUGCUAUGAAUUUGUGAUAUAAAUUUAUGGUACGAGCAUUAAUGUUGACCCACCUGCUAAUUGUAUGUUCCUUGUUACUUCAUGUCAUUAAAGAAUGAAUAUGGAUUCAGGUUUACUGACCUACCUGUAAGUAGAGCUCUCUCUCUGCUACCAAAAGAGAUCUCAGCUUUGAUAUGAGAGAAACUCCAUGGCAUUCGUGAAAAUGUUAACUUAUAUCAGGUUGUUGUUGUUUUGUUUUUUAUUAUGUUGUUUAUGAAUAUUAUUCUAACAAUAAUGGGCGGCAAGUUUGAAAAUGUCAUGGAUGUCACAGAGUUGAAACUUUGAAAAACAAGUUUGAUAAUAGAUGUAAUAAUAAUGAAAAUAAUAAUGAUAAUAAUAAUAAUAUUUAGUAUUUGUAAAG